Wallemia mellicola CBS 633.66 is the source of this 1397-nucleotide messenger RNA. RefSeq lists its product as hypothetical. NCBI's taxonomy places the organism in Eukaryota, Fungi, Basidiomycota, Wallemiomycetes, Wallemiales, Wallemiaceae. The record is from RefSeq and is a predicted model, not a curated record. The transcript has 2 exons. The coding region runs from base 31 to 840 and encodes 269 amino acids.
CCGAAAAUACGAUGCGGGAGAACAAUCAAGAUGUCAUUGCUCAGGUUCAGGAAUCUAACGGCUGUUGGUAUCCUUAGUUGUGGAGGAUAUUACUACAAUCAGAGUAAGAAGCUCGAAGGACUAUACGCAAAUGUCCCAGUAUCAGACAUGGCGUCUAUGACCGUAGGUGCUUUACUCAAGGACUAUAAUAUCGAUGCGCAAAAGAACUUAUAUACCCCAUACCACGAUUGCUACACUGCCAGAAUACCGCUAUCAGAAAUCAAAACAGAUGAGACAAAGAAGAACGCUGAUGGAUUACUACAAUUAUACCAAGAUGCGUUCUUCAAGCAGGCUUUGAUGCGCUACGAGGGUAGUUUACUCUCUAAAUUUACCGGUAAAAAUGAUGGUGAAGGCGUUGGUGAUGCCAAAGCAGGCGGUGCACUGCGUAUCCUUUCCAAGAAACGCGAUAAUGUUGAUGUAUCGCCAAAAGAAACAAAGGACCUCAUUAAACAGUCUGCUUUCGACGUUCCAGUAAAAUCAUUCAACUGGUUUAGCUACUUAAAGUGGAUUUCUAAGCCAUCUUCAGCAAGCAUCGUUAUGGAUUGGACAAUGUCUGAUGGAGCGGUAGGAUUCUUUGACAAAUUAUCCACGUUCGGCUAUCCAUACAGGUUAAUGUUAGGGGGAGUGCAAGAGCUUCAUGUAGCGACUACAAAGGAUGAUGCUAUAUUUACAUAUGCUACUACACAUUUCUACGAUCCGAAAGACAACAAAGUCAUACCAAAAUGGGUUCAAAAAGUACACGACACAUACGCAAGAAUGUUACUCGACGGUGCAAUUAGUGGAUUAAAGAGUAUAAAUUAAAAUUACAAUUGUUCUUUAUCAUGGACCAGUCUAGCAACAGUGUUGGCUAUGCCAAUGUUGUCUACACUAACGUCACGCUCGUAAGGCUUCUCAAUAGAGCCUGUAGUAGAUGUGGUAUGAUUGAUAUCAAUGUGGCUUUCAUUAGAGGAGGAUGAGUAAAUACUGGCUGUUGCUGUCUUUCUGAAUUUCUGCAUUGACUUCUUGAAGAAAGCACCCAGUCCGCCGUGUUCGCCUUUCUCCUCUGUACCUUCGUAUCUCCGCUUCUUAUCGUUGUGCUUUCUCUCCCUCUUUUCUCUGCGUUCCCUUCUCUCCUCUCUCUCCAACUCCUCGUCUUUGGUUACUUCACCAAAGAAAGAAUUGAGCUCCGCGAGUUUAGCACGAGCUCGCGCUUCUUUCUGCUCUUGCUUCCACUGCAAGUGUAGAGCAGCUUGGGCUUGAGAUUGUACGAGGAAGCCAUCACAUGUGGAUUCUGUGGGCAGUGGCAUUUCAGACAUUCUUUUAGUCUUGCUUGUCUUUAAUUUGUUUUAGUUACUCUUUUUGGGUAUAGUUGUGGUAUU